Solea solea (common sole) is the source of this 1687-nucleotide messenger RNA. It is a transcript of the gene map3k7cl, whose product is annotated as map3k7 C-terminal like. Gene Ontology annotation, cellular component: nucleus; cytosol. Lineage: Eukaryota; Metazoa; Chordata; Actinopteri; Pleuronectiformes; Soleidae. The transcript has 5 exons. Bases 586 to 1017 code for a protein of 143 amino acids. The record is from RefSeq and is a predicted model, not a curated record.
CCACUGCCUCAUUGCACAGCUAUUGCAGCAGAGCCCAAGUCCAUCCCGGCGGCAUGACCGUGUCUCUCAAAACAGUGCCGGCUCUAUGGGCAUUUUUGCGGGCUAAAGUCAUGUCAUCUGAGACAUUUAAUUGGACUCGGGCCGCCGCAGGGGGACAGCGGAGCGGCAUUCCACCACCGCUUUUCGCCCUGUUAUGUUGCCCUCCGCCGCGUGGCUGCAGCAGUCCGUGCGCAAUCACGCGUCCGUGCGCAUGCAGGCAACGUUGAGCUGCUGGGGUUUCCUCUGACUGACACAAAGGCAGUGGACGCCUCGCGUACGCGGCGGAAAACUUGAGGGAAUAACCCACCAGUAUCAAGUGGAGUGAGUCUCCGUGGAGACCAGCGUUUGGAGAGAGACGUGUGCCAUCUUUGCUGGAUUUGCGCGCAGGGGCGCAUCCGCAGAGAGACGAACUGCGCGCUUUCUCUGGAGACACCUCAGCUGUGGUUCGACUAGGGACGAACUUGAGGACAACACUGCUGAUUCAAAUCUUAUUACGCACUAAAUUUCCUGCUUCGGGUCCGUAGCUGCUUCAGGUAACAGGGAUAAAUGAUCACCUCAACCAGACGAGUGUCUCCUGAUAAAUCUGAAGUUAGAAUCGCCUUCAGCCUCAAUGACGCAUCAGAUGUAAAAGAUGUGGAGGACCUCUCUCAGACUUUCCCGGACCUUGAACAGCGAUUACAGCCGGUUCCUCCCUGUGUGUCCCUGAGGGAGAGCGUGCAGGUGUACAAGGAGCAUUGCAGGAUGGCCAGAGAGUUCCAUCAGGUCAAACACGAGAUCUCUGUGCUCGAGGAACACAAGCGUAAGUUGCUGGCAGAGAUGGUGGAGGACGAGAAGGUUGCCGUGGAGAUCGCUCGCCUAAAGGAGGAGUUCCGGCGCCUCACGGAGGAGAACCGCAACCUGGUGACCGUCCACAACGAGCGCGCUCAGGAGCUGGAGAGGCUGUGCCUGACCGGCGGCACGGGGCCGGACUCCUCGUGACCCUCUGAACUCUGCAGAACCUGAGACCCGCAGCUGACUCCAGGCCCAGAACCAGAAAAACACCGGCUAUGCCUAUGAAUCAGCUAAUUACACAGAAAGGUGCAGUGUUUUCUUCCAUGUCUGAGUCAUUUGAACCACAGAUGCCGCGUCCUCAUCAGUGUGAAGUUGUUUCUACUCAGCUAUGACACCCCCCUUUCUUUCAGAGUACCGUUUUGCUAUGUUGCAGAACCGUAACAUAACAUUCUGACCACGAUUACAAAGCCUUACAGUACAUAUUGAUGCGUCAGCUGCUGUGCAUGUGACCAGUUAUCUGUCUCAGGUCCUGUGGAGACUCUGAUAUUUGACCUGAAGUCGGUGGAGGGAGCCAGAAGUUGACAAAAAUGUGGUCCAAAUGUUGUAUUUUGAGGCGUUUUCCCUCCUUCUCCCUCCGUCCCACCCCAGCUACUUGCCUGUCAGGUUCCUGUUGCAGUGAAAAAGGAGAUGAGUGUUGACCACCAUGAUAGGAAUCGGGGGGGAAGUGUGUAGCGGUGACACAGCACUGUUCAAUGAGUUGUACAUUUUUUGAUGUAGCAUGUCUCACUCACCUGUAGAAGAGGAAGUGUACAACAAGGUAAAAACUCUUACAUGUUUUUCCUUGUCAAAUAAUAAAAUGUGUUUUAUUUUAACACCA